This is a messenger RNA of Cinclus cinclus, 975 nucleotides long. It is a transcript of the gene RPS19BP1, whose product is annotated as ribosomal protein S19 binding protein 1. The coding region runs from base 27 to 449 and encodes 140 amino acids. NCBI's taxonomy places the organism in Eukaryota, Metazoa, Chordata, Aves, Passeriformes, Cinclidae. Gene Ontology annotation, molecular function: enzyme binding. Gene Ontology annotation, cellular component: nucleolus. The transcript is spliced from 4 exons. The record is from RefSeq and is a predicted model, not a curated record.
GGGCCGGUUCCGGGCGCGGUGCCGCCAUGUCGGCAGCGCUGCUCCGCCGCGGCCUGGAGCUGCUGGAGCCGCCGGGCCGGGCGAAGGCGCCGCCGGGAUUCCAGCGAGGCCGGGUCGGCCCCAGGGCGGCGGGCGCGGCGAGGCGGAGGAAGAGGGGACCGGAGCUCGGCAGGAACAAGGCCACGGUCAAGGGCAGAGUCGUGAAGUCGGCGAUCGAGGAGUACCAUAAGAAGAAGCCUGUGAAUCACUUGAGAGAAAACCUGCAGUACAUGUUAAAGGGACGACUGGUUGCAGACAGAGCUGUCACAGAACAAGUUCUUGCUCAGAACAGAGGCAGGAAGUCCAAAGAUCAGCCUCCAGAGAAGAAAGAAAAGAAGAAGCCAGAAGACACUGUGUUUACUGAGGAAGAUUUCCGUAAAUUUGAGAGGGAAUACUUUGGGGUCCCAUAAACAUCAUGGCAGGGAUUCUUGCAGCUCCAGUCUUUCUGCAGCUUCUCCACUCUGGCUCGCAGGCCUGGGCAUUUCCUUGGUGUGUUUGAGCUGGCACAUGGGGGAUGUGCCUCUGCCACUGAGUGCCUCUGUGUGAGACUUGCAGAGCUGCUCUGCUUCUGGGCAGAGCUUGUUACUGGCCAGCUAAAGCCACAGAGGUGCUCUUGGCUCUGAGGUGUGUUCUCCUUAUAAUUACCUUCUGCAGCCAGCAGGUCUUGCAUUCUUGAUGUAGAAGGGUGGACCAAGCUGAAUAAAAAUCUUUUUUCUCUUCAUCAUAAUAUAAGGCUCCUGUUACUUGUGUUAUUUCGCAGGGAGCAUUGAAAGUAUUGUAUCUGAAUGGAGAAAUGUUUUGGAGCAGCGUUAAGAAGGGAAGGAUGCUUUGUAAGACUGUUAAACUUGAGUGACCCUGCAGCUUGGGCUCUUAUUACAGCCCCUGUCAGUCAUUGCAUAAACUUUUUAUAUGUCAUUUGAUUAAAUAAUUGUUGCA